Messenger RNA from Cordyceps militaris CM01, 1503 nucleotides. RefSeq names its product FAD binding domain protein. The transcript has 3 exons. Lineage: Eukaryota; Fungi; Ascomycota; Sordariomycetes; Hypocreales; Cordycipitaceae. Bases 1 to 1503 code for a protein of 500 amino acids. The record is from RefSeq and is a predicted model, not a curated record. Gene Ontology annotation, molecular function: FAD binding.
AUGAAGUCUACCGUAUUUGCUCUUCUCGCCGCUGCCGCGCAGGCAGCACCCUCCAACACGGGCGGAUGUUGUCAGAAGCUGGAAGCCGCUCUGCCCUCCAUCUACCAUGGCCCCUCGGCCGCCGACUAUCAGGAGCUUGUUACUGCUCGUUGGUCCACCACUUCCAUGCAGCAUCCCGGAUGUGUAGUGACGCCCUCAUCGUCCCGAGACAUGUCUGUCAUUGUCGAGCUUCUCACAACCAAUUACUGCCAGUUCUCAGUCAAAUCUGGAGGCCAUAAUCCCAAUCCUGGGUUCAAUAACAUCGACAAGGGCGUCUCCAUUGAUCUGAAGAGCCUCAACUCUACGUCCUUGGCCUAUGAUCGCUCUCACGUUAGCCUCGGCACUGGUCUGUCUUGGGGACAAGCCUAUGCCGCCUUUGAGAAAGACAAGAUUGCCUUUACCGGAGGCAUCUGUGCGGAUGUUGGUGUCGGCGGUCUCGCUGUCGGUGGUGGGCAGUCGCUCUUCCAGGCUGGCAAGGGCUGGGUUGUGGACAACGUCAUCAAUUAUGAAGUGGUUCUAGCGUCGGGUCAUAUUGUCCACGCAAACCUACAGAAUAAUUCUGACCUUUACAAAGCUCUCAAGGGCGGUAGCACAAAUUUUGGUAUUGUGACCAAGAUCGACCUGGCCGCCUUUGACUUUGACGUCAUGUGGGGAGGCCAGAUGAUUCUUGGUCUGGAAGGCCCCCAGGCCGGCCGUGAGCAGAUGAUUGAGACAAUCACCAACACUACCGUCGAUUUUGUGGCCGAUAACCACCGCGACGUCGACUCUGGUAUCCAGAUUGUGGCUACCUACCUUCGCAACGGCACCCAAGUGGUCGACGUUGCAGUGUCCAACACAGCCAACAUUGCAAACGCUCCGGCGCUCCAGCCGUUCCUCAAGCUGCCCAAUCAGAUUCACAGCACUAACCGGCAUGCAUCGCUGGCUGAGUUGGCACAUGAAACCAGCCUUGCGAUCCCGCGCGGCUUCCGCUACGUUACUGCGAGCGUAACUGUCUCCAACGACAAGGCGACGCUGCUCGCGUUCUGGAAGGCAGCUGACGUCGUGUACAAUGGCCUCAAGGUCAAAAAUCAAAUUGAUUGGCUAGUCUCAGUUGUACCCCAACCUAGCCUUCAGGAAACGUAUGCUGAGAGGCGUGGUGGUAACGUCCUUGGUCUGCAAGAUGUCCAGGAAGAUCAGCUAGUUCUCUGGCUCGUCUCUCGGUGGAAUGACGCCAGCCUCGAUGCCACCAUGGAGGAUGCGCGUCAGCAAUUCAUCGAUGCUGCAGUCGCCGUCGGCAAGGAGCACAACACGUUCUCUCCCUUCAUCUACCUAAAUUAUGCCAGCCCCAAGCAGGACCCUCUCUGCGGCUAUGGAGAGGAAAACGUGGCUUUCAUGAGGGAGGUUGCCAAGAAGUAUGACCCGAAAGGCUUCUUCCAGAAACUGCAGCCCGGAGGCUUCAAAAUCAGCCUCGCACAGUGCGCCUAG